CGCCCGCCCCAGUCUGCGGGCUCCGAGGCAGCGGCGGGGCUGGCGAAGCGCGGCGCAGGGGACAAGAUCAGGGCAGGAGGGAACCGGUCAGCCGGGAGAGCCCCCCGCACACCUAGCAAGAUGCUGUCCUGGCGGCUGCAGACGAGGGCCGAGAAGGCCGAGCUGCAGGAGCUCAACGCCCGGCUCUACGACUACGUGUGCCGGGUGAGGGAGCUGGAGCGCGAGAACCUGCUCCUGGAAGAGGAGCUGCGCGGCCGGCGCGGGCAGCAGGGCCUGUUGGCCGAGGAGCAGGCCCGCUUCGCCCAGGAGGCUCGCAUCCUGCGGCAGCAGCUGGACGAACUGAGUUGGGCCACGGCGGUGGCCGAGGGCGAACGCGACGCGCUGUGGCGCGAACUGCUGGAGCUGCAGCGGCUGGACGCGGAGGCGAGCACCGCCCGCGGCCGCCUGGAUGCGGAGCUGGGCGCCCAGCGGCGGGAGCUGCAGGAGGCGCUGGGUGAGCGAGCCGCCCUCGAGGCGCUGCUGGGCCGGCUGCAGGCUGAGCGCCGCGGCCUCGACGCGGCCCACGAGCGCGAUGUGCGGGAGCUGCGCGCGCGCGCCGCCAGCCUGACCAUGCACUACCGAGCCCGCGCCGGCGGCCCCGCCGCGCCCCCGCCGCGCCUGCGGGAGGUGCACGACAGCUACGCGCUGCUGGUGGCCGAGUCGUGGCGGGAGACCGUGCAGCUGUACGAGGACGAGGUGCGCGAGCUGGAGGAGUCGCUGCGGCGCGGCCAGGAGAGCCGGCGCGAGGCCGAGGAGGAGGCGCGGCUGUGCGCGCAGGAGGCGGACGGGCUGCGGCGCGAGGCCAUCGAGCUGGAGCAGCUGCGCGCGCGGCUGGAGGACGAGCUGCUGCGGAUGCGCGAGGAGUACGGGCUGCAGGUGGAGGAGCGACAGAGAGUGAUAGGCUGCCUGGAGGAUGAGAAGGAGGCUCUCACCUUGGCCAUGGCUGACCGACUGCGAGACUAUCAGGAGCUUGUGCAGGUGAAGACUGGCCUUAGCCUGGAGGUGGCGACCUACAGGGCCUUACUGGAAGGAGAAAGUAAUCCAGAGAUAUUAAUCUGGACUGAGCAUGUUGAAAAUAUGCCGCAAGAAUUCAGAACAUCCUAUCGAUACACUGACUCACUAUUACAGAGGAAAAAUGAAAGAAAUCUACUUCCAAGGCAGAAAGCACCGUCAGCUGUAAAUCACAGCUCAGCUGUGCAUUCUAAUGCAUUAGGGCAGCUUGGAUCUCAGACAACCACAACUGGAAGUGCUGCCCGAAGAGGGUUCCUGACCUCUGAAUAUUCUUCCUUGGCUAAGACCCAGCAGGAGAACACCUAUGAGAAAACUGUCAGCAGUCAAACUGUCUCUCCAACCCGUGGUCUUAUAAGAAACAGUGACGCUCAAGUAAAAACACUCCCCAGUAGACCAAAAACCGAAGUCACCAGGGACACCCCCACUCAUUUAACCAAAGAGUCCACUGUUGUCCAAGAGUCAUACCAAGACCGCCGAGACAACAGGGCAGGUGCUGCAGAGAGUACUCGGUCAAAUGAGAGGACUGUCAUUUUGGAAAAGAAAAUAGAAGUGAAAGCCACCAAAGAGCAAGAAAGAGAUAGAUCAGGAACCAUCAAAAUAAAGUCAGAAGAGAAGAUGUUUGAUUCUAAAGAGAAGGCUUCAGAGGAAAGAAACUUAAGAUGGGAAGAACUGACGAAGUUAGAUAAGGAAGCAAGGAAAAGAGAAAGCCAGCAAAUAAGAGAAAAGGCCAAAGGGCAGGAAUCAUUGAAGGAGAAAGAAGUGAAAGAAAGGAAGACACCAAUUAGUCUAGAAGUAUCCCAGAGUGGCCGACCAGAAGUUUCCCCAAAAGGUUUGCAAUCACCUGAAAAGAAGGAUGCUGGUGACAGCAGGAGUAGAGAGGCUGUCACAAGAGAGACAAGGUUCAGGUUGGACACCAGUGACACUGCCAGCUCUCUGCAAGGCAGUUCCAUGACAGAAACCAUUGCAGAAAACAUCGUUACCAGUAUCCUUCAGCAGUUUACCCAGUCUCCUGACACAGAGGCAUCUGCUAAUUCUUUCCCAGACACAAAAGUCACUUACGUAGAUAGGAAAGAGCUUCCGGGUGGCAAGAAAACAAAGACAGAAAUAGUCGUGGAGUCUAAACUGACCGAAGAUAUAGAUGUUUCUGAUGAAGCUGGCCUGGACUACCUUUUAAGCAAGGAUGUCAAGGAAGUAGGGCUGAAAGGGAAAUCAACCGAGCAGAUGAUAGGAGAUAUGAUUAACCUUGGUCUGAAAGGAAAGGAGGGGAGAGCAAAGGUUGUCAAUGUGGAGAUUGUUGAAGAGCCCAUGAGCUACGUAGGAGGGGAGAAGGCAGAGGAAUUCUCUAUCCCCUUCCAAGUGGAGGAGGCUGAUGAUGUGUCCCCAGGCACCAAGGGACUUGUUGAGGAAGAGGAUGGUGACAGAGACACUGAUGUCACAUCCUCGGUUCAUCAGCAUCAAAAGACCAAGCAGCCCUGGGGAAACAUAACUCACGUGGAAGAAGUGACAGAGGCAGGUGACUCAGGAGAGCAGAGUUAUUUUGUGUCCACCCCAGAUGAGCACCCCGGGGGACAUGACAAAGAUGACGAAGGCUCGGUGUAUGGGCAGAUCCACAUUGAAGAAGAGUCCACCAUCAGGUACUCUUGGCAAGAUGAAAUUGUGCAGGGAACUUGGAGAAGGAGAAAGAAGGAUGACAUGGAUGGAGAGAAGGAGGUGAAGGCCUUGGAUGUUCCAGUCUCCUCCCUGGGUGGGCAGUUGGGUUCUGCUCACUGGAAGGAAGAGGCUAGUGGUGAGUUACAUGCGGAACCCACAGUCAUUGAGAAAGAAAUCAAAAUACCACAUGAACUCCACACCUCAAUUAAGGGUGUCUUUUCCAAGGAGCCUGCCCGGCACCAGUUGGUGGAGGUUAUCGGGCAGUUGGAAGAAACCCUUCCAGAGCGCAUGAAGGAGGAGCUGUCUGCCCUGACCAGGGAGGGCCAAGGUGAGCCAGGGAGUGUCUCCGUGGAUGUAAAGAAAGUCCAGGCCUCUGAUGGUGGCUCUGUGACCUUAGUUGCUGAGGUCAACCUCUCACAAACGGUGGAUGCUGAUCGGUUAGAUCUGGAGGAGCUGAGUCGUGAUGAAGCUGAUGAAAUAGAGAAGGCUGUGGAGUCGGUGGUAAAAGAGAGCUUGACCAAGCCAGCAGGCCACGAGCCUGGAAGCCCAGACAGGGAAGAUGGAGCGGAGGUACCAGCUGGUGGCAUGCUCAUUAAGCGCUGGCCCACCAGGGAACUGUACAGCCCAUCUGGGGAGAAGGAUGGUGUCAGCUGGGCCUCUCACAGCACAGAGAACCCCACGGCCCAGGGCCCAGUGCCGGCCACCGUGGAAGUCAGCAGUCCAAGGGGUUUUGCACAGUCUCACGUGCUGGAGGAUGUAAGCCAGUCUGUAAGGCACAUUAGACUAGGCCCCAGUGAGAUCUGGCAGACUGAGCAGGUCUAUGGAGGACCCACUGCACAGGUGGAGGAGGUAAGUGGGGACCUCAGGCAGGCAGUCAGCUCGGCAGGAGCCAGCCGGUCUGUGAGGCACUUCACAUUGGGUCCCAAUCAAAGUCAAGUGUCCACAGAAGUCAUCUUCCAAGGCCCUGUCCCUGCCUGGCAGGAUGCAGAGGGCACAGAAGAGCCUGGUUUGGCAGAGCUGUCUGCAGAUGCUGACAGAUCUGGGCAGCACAGCACAUUUGGCUCUGAGCAGUUUCAUGCCAAAAAGGAAAUUAGUUUUCAGGGUCCCAUUUCUGGGUCAGUGACAGUUGGUGGUAACUCUGCAACUGAAGAGUCAGUGGCUACCCACACUUCUGUCAGGCACCUCCAGUUAGGCUCUAAAGAAGGGUUCAGACAGCAAAUCCAGUUCAUAGCUCCCCUCCCAGACAAACUCAGCGAGGAGUUUGUGCACACUGAAGAGUCACCAGGGAGUGACACAUCCAUCAGGCACAUUGACACUGGGCCUCAGAGGAGCCAAACCACAGAGCAGAUAGUUGUCCAGCCUGUGGAAUUUAGUGACUCAGGAGGCACUAUCCACAGGGAGGGCUCUGCAGACAUGACCCAGGCCACUCAGAGUUAUGCCUCAGGUAGGAAAAUCCUCAUGACCGAAAAGAGUACAUCCCAGAGUGUUGUUUCUAAAUCUUCUCAGGAGGAUAGUGUGGGGGACACAGAGGCAGAAGUGACAUCAGGCAUUAGCAGAUCCUUUAGGCACAUUCAGCUAGGUCCUAUGGAGACUGAAACCUCUGAACACAUCGUUGUCCGUGGACCUGUGUCCAAAACAUUUGCACUUGCUGGCUCAGUGGCCUCCCCUGAGCUAGGUGAGACAGCUGACAGAAGUAGCACACUGAGGCACAUUGCACCAGGGCCCAAAGAAACUUCGUUUACCUUUCAGAUGGAUGUGAGUAACGCAAGGGCGAUCCCCAGCUGGACACAAGAGGGAAGGAUGAAGGCAGAAGCUCACAGUGGGUCUGACCAUGGUGGCUGGAGAGCCGCUGACAGUAGGAAUGACCAAGAAGCUGGCAGGAACUUAGAGGCUUCUGCUGGGGAUGGACACCAGGACCAUGGAGAGAAGGGUGCAGAGCAGGCCGGGUUUGACAAGAUGGUGCAGCUACAGAGAAUGGUAGACCAAAGGUCGGUGGUUUCAGAUGAAAAGAAAGUCGCCCUCCUCUAUCUAGACAAUGAGGAGGAAGAGGAUGGACAUUGGUUUUGAUAAGCUGAAAUCUUCAGUUUUAUAUGACAUCUUAUUUUAUGGGGUGGAGGAGGCUCCUUUUUAAAACCUCCUCUUUUUUCAUUUUCUCUAGAGAGAAUUUCAGGCAAUGCCAGGUUACUUUAAAGUCAAUCUAUAAAAGUUUUAGAGUAAUCCAUGCCUUUGAAGGCUUUGGAAUUUUAUUUUUAAGUUGGAACUUUUGCAAAAAACACUUGUCUUUUUAGUUUUAAAAAGUUCCUUUUUCUGAAGUUUUCUUCCCACUGUUAAGAUAAUUUUUACAAGUUUUGCACCUGGUCACAGACAUGGUUUGCAUCUGUUUGAAGCUAUAAUUAAUUCUCUGUAGGUAAGAUGCCUAAACAUUAACCAGAUUAAUAUAUAUAAGAGUAGAUUUCAUUUGCACGUGCUAAUAUGAAAUAAUAAACUAAUAUUUAAGGGAAAAAUAAAUACAUUUUUCUCUUUCCUAGGUCUUUUCAAAAAGAAAUCAUAGGAAAUAAGCAAGACCGUAUGUUAAAAAAACCUACUAAAUGAUUUCUUUAGGAAAAGUUACUUGUUAGAGAUUUAAAUUCAUUUUAGGACUUGAAUGAAUUGCUUUCUGUGUUGAAAAAGUAGAGUUAUUUCUGGAGAGGACAGCUGUAGUUGGCUGUGGUAUUUUGAAUUCACGCACCUGCUAUGUUUGCACAGGUUCCCUUGCCCUGUAUUCAGGGCAGGGGAAUUGCUUACAGUACCACUUCUUUUGCACGGUACUAGGUGUUAAGGUAGCACAGUCUGAAUUCUCUUGUUUGUUCUGACCUAAGCUCUGGAGUAGCCAGCUCUUUUCAGUCUGCACACUCGAGUUUCUCCAGACCUUGGCUCCUAGCACCAGAACAAGACCCUGCUGACAGCAGGUACAGUAUUGAUGCUCAGGCUGCAGCUGGACUGGCAGGUUGGUUGUGACAGGGACAUAGAAAUACAAGGUGGACUGUAGCUCCCAAAGAAGCCAUUCUUAACCCACCACUCAUGGGUUGGGUUGGAGGUCUUUCUGAGCCUGAAGAAUGAGGGUGAAGAAGGGUGAGUAACUAUGCAGGAACCUCAUGGAAGCUUUUUGCAUUUCCACAGAAAUCAUGAGAGUGGGGGUGUUUGGUCUAGGGAAGCAUGGAAUCCAUUAGCUAGAAUAAGGUAUUUUGGAGAAGGAACUGUGUGCCUCCCCUGCAGCCCAGCACUGAGGCACCCAGGAUAGACCCUGGAGGAUGCAAAAGCCCCACUUUCACAGGCCAUAGAACGUGGACCUUUGAGUUUAAGAUAUUAGGAUGAGUGUGCUCAUUUGGAUUUGUGUCACCUUACACAUGGGUAUUGUUUUUAAAAAGUUUCCAUCUUUAAAGGUGUAGCAUCACAUAAAAAUAGCAUCUCUAGUUGCACGGCAUUAUUUUAGUCCCAGCCAGCUGCUUUCACAUUAUGUUGUCUGAGCUGUGCUUCCUGUAACACAGGAUCAUAGACCUGACUGUAGUGCACUGGGAAGGAAGGAUCCGAGGCGAAGCCACCUUCAGCUAGGUUAUGUCAGUGGUGGCAGGGGUAUGGCACUGUAGAGUCCCCCUCUCUGCCUCACACAGUAUGCAUCCCCUCUGGUUCCAGAGAGCCGAUAAGUGGAGGAGAAACACAGUAUGGUUUUCAAGACGAUCUGUUUUAAAAACCACUGUGAAUCAGAGUAUAGAAAGGAAGUUGAUUUGAUUGGAAGACUUACAACUUUUGUUAUCCAGCCACCAAAUGAAGUAAUUAUUAUAAUCUGAUAUGGAGGUGACUGCUUUACAGAGGCUUGUCAUCUGUAACAUGGUCAAAGAUGUGAUUUAUUUUGCUGUAAUUGGCAGUGAUAUUUGUGUAAGUGAUUUAUUAGAAUUUAGUUAUGGUGACAGCCUCCUGUUUGAUGACAAGACACAGACACAGUGAGGAGUCUAUAUGAGUCCAAGUGGGCUUUGCUAGGUGUCACUACCCGUAACUCAUGGGCUGGUAAACGGAUGCUGAUGUGAACAGGUCAAGAAUAUCAUGACUUCUACUUAUUUUGGGAAAUAAACAUCUUAAAUCUCAAUUUCCAAGUUGGAAUGCCUAUCUUUGAGGAAAUACUCUCCUUGAAGUAUGUACCAAUAUGGAGUCAUGAGCUGUCAUUGAUUACUAAGUGUCUGGGUCACCCAGGAGUAGGGCUUGCCCUCAGUAUUGUGGCAGGUUACCCCAAAGCUUAAAAAUAGUCCUUAAAACAAGUCAUUCUGGAGGCAGGAGAAGUCAGCGUUGUGGUUGGGUAGGGCAGGAACACAACCAUUCUUUUCCUAUUUAUUAUUCUUUAGACAACAGGAUUCAUUGACUGUUUCUCAACUUCCCACCGGUUGUUUUGAUGGUUUGUUUAAGAUGUAUAUUUAGAAUGAAGUUAUCUAAGAAACUGAUUUUGCUAACCUCCCUGUUCCCUACAAAAGGAAAUGUCACAGAAUGUUUGGAAAUAAAAAUCUGAGGGAAAAAAAAAACCCAUCUUUGUUCCUAAAGAGAGUGAAUGUUUACUAAUCGAUUUUGGUGUGGUUUCUUUAAAACGCUAAUGAAAGCAGACAUGAUUUUACAAGCAUGUUUUUUUUUUAUAAUAACACAGAAUUGCUGGGGAGAAUAUAUAUGAAAAGUUCCAGUCCUCUAAUUCCUCACCCAAAUCAGAAUUCAGCAUUGUAGGCACAACCAGAUGCAUGGCAGACAGAGCGUAAACCAACUAGCUUGUGCUAAAAAUGUCAUCACAGCCUGGAAGACUAGUGCCCACAGGAUGUGACCCAGUCAUCCCAUUUUGCCCAGGAUGGAGGGGUUUCCUGAGAGGAUUCUUAGUGUUAAAACCAGAAGUCUCCUGGGAAAUACCAGGACAUUUGGUUACCUUAGGUGCAAUUUGGAAGGUUAAUCAUGGCCAUUUCUUCGGAUCUUGAAAACAUUGUGGUAGCUUGAGACAAAGGAGUGGAUAGAUGUCUUUACCUAUUUGGAACUUUUUAGCCUUUUACCAACAAAAAUAAAAACAUGAAUGGCCGUA
Messenger RNA from Castor canadensis (American beaver), 7786 nucleotides. It is a transcript of the gene Synm, whose product is annotated as synemin. NCBI's taxonomy places the organism in Eukaryota, Metazoa, Chordata, Mammalia, Rodentia, Castoridae. Gene Ontology annotation, molecular function: vinculin binding; structural constituent of cytoskeleton; intermediate filament binding. The record is from RefSeq and is a predicted model, not a curated record. Gene Ontology annotation, cellular component: intermediate filament; neurofilament cytoskeleton; sarcolemma. Gene Ontology annotation, biological process: intermediate filament cytoskeleton organization; fast-twitch skeletal muscle fiber contraction.